CGGCGGGUCCCGGGCGACCUUCGCUCGGGCCGCGGUGGAUGCUUCUGAGCUGCUGAUUGUUUUCAGGAGUUGUAGAUUAUUAUUGUGCCAGUGCUGUUACUAUACUUGGGAGUUGCAAAGGACAACACAUUUUCUAACGUGAUGGUGUGGGCUAUCUUUUGGAUCAACACAAAAAGCUGAAGCUAAGGCUGGGGUGAUCAAACAGUACAGAAGGGGAGAAGAUGGACUUAACAGUUGCAAUACUGUUGACCUUAUCCCAGAGAUGCAUCCAUUCUGCGUUGAUGAACUACGUGAAUUCAACUUUAGAAGAUGGUUUGAAAAGCAAUCAUCUGGACACGGAUGAACAAGAUGUGUUUAGUAUAAUUUUGAAAAAUAAUGAAAAACUACUAAAGCAGACAGGAAAUACAAUAAUUCAGUAUGGUGAUGUUUUAGUUGAUAAAUCCAGAAAUGCUAUGGUUUGUCAAAAUACACCAAGGAGCUGCUUAUGGCCUUCUUCAGACGAUGGAAAUGUUUAUGUACCAUAUACAGUUACUAAAGAUUUCAGUGAAGAUCACAAAAAGUUGAUAAAAAAGUGUCUGGAUGAGAUUAGUUCUUUGACAUGUGUGAAAUUUUACUACAGGCGAAAGAAUGAAGCUGCCUAUAUUGCUGUUGCAUCAGGUUCAGGGUGCUUUGCUCAUGUGGGUUACAGAAAAAGUGAAAGGAAGUUAUCACUGGAAAUACCACAAUGUGUACAUUUCAGUCUAAUAGCACAUGAAUUUCUACAUGCAAUUGGUUUUCAGCAUGAGCACUGCAGAAGCGACCGUGAUAAUUAUAUCACAGUCUUAAAGCAAAAUAUUAUACCAGGGCAAGAAUUUAAUUUUAACCUCCUAAAUACAAACAAUCUAGGCACAGCAUAUGAUUAUACUUCCGUCAUGCACUAUGGCAGACGUGCUUUUGCCAAACAAGGAACGGUUACUAUGAUACCAAAACCAGAUCCAAAUGUUGAACUUGGACAGAAUAGAGGGCCUACUGCCAAAGAUAUUCAGAAGAUUAACAAACUUUAUCAAUGUGAUACAUGUGGAUACAUGUUUGUAGACAAAUCUGGAAAUUUCACCACCCCAAAUUUCCCACUGAACUAUCCCAACAAUGCUGACUGCAAGUGGAUAAUUAGGUCACCUAUAAAAUAUCAGAUUCUCGUGGAAUUCUCUGAAUUUUCAAUACAAGAAUUUGCUGCUUGCCUUGGUGAUCAUGUAACAGUUUACGAUGGUGCAGAUAAGCUUUCAAAAGUCCUCGUACGACCAGCUUGCGGUGCAGAAAAUCCAGCUGCAAUAUCAACAGUAAAUGAGAUACUUAUUACAUUUACCUCAAUUAGGAGAUUACCAGCACGUGGUUUCAGUGCUAAAUAUAGAUUCGUUGAGUGUGGGCGUAUGGUGAAGAACAAAAAAGGAGAUAUUACAAGGAAGGCUAGCCGCUCCAAAGAUACACACUGCUUUUGGGUUCUGCUCACCAAAAUGAAGCGUAAGAUAAAAAUCCACCUACGCUUCCUGGGUCCUCUCAUGGGAGUUACUACAACAGUUUUGUGCUUGGGUCAAGCAUCUUACUGGUGUUUUUAUGGAAAACAUAAUUGUUGUAAAAUAACCAGAAUACCAACAAUUUUUAGAUUUUUCUCUACCUCCAGAUCGUAGAAAGUUUACAUCAGCAUGUUUGGCCAGUGAUCAACAAGCAUGCAUUAUUUAUGCCUUUGAAUGCAUUAUCAACAGCAUCUUGAACAAAAGCCCUGAAAUUGCGUUCUGAGGUGGCAGGACUAAGAGUGUAACAUAUCCAGCUGAAAUCAUCAUCUUGGCAGUUUUAAUGAAAAAUUGAAUGAGUUAAUAGCUCUUUUCUAAUCACCACAGAAGAAAUUUCAGGGUAGUCUGGUUUGCGUUCCUACAAUACCAUCUUGCAACAUUCAUAGUAUUAAUGGAGUAGAACUUUGCCUUGGGAACCUGUCUUACACCCAGUGCAAAACAGCUAAUCUGAUAAGUGGUAUAUUUAAAGGAAAGGAUUUUCUUUUUAGAAUUACUUCAGGAAUCUGUUGAUAGAUCAUAAAUAGAUUAUAAAGGUGAAUAAUAUAUUGAAGGCUUCUACCAUACAGAAAGAAAUUUUGUACAAUCUGUACACUUUUGUGGACAUGUCAGUGAAAGGUCUGAGAGAUACUUCCUAUACCUGUGAUCACUUACAUGCUGAAGGGGCAGAUCUUGGUUGAGACUAUUCUUCUGGUUAAAAUUGUAUUGCUCUCUUUCAAUAUGCCUGCAAUUGCAUACCAUAAUUUUUCUGAAGUAAUUUAACAGCCAUUGUCUGUUGGUAAAUCUACUAAAAGUGCUUGGUUACCGGGUAAUAAUGACUGACUCAAGGAACUCAGUCAAGGUCGUGUUGGGUCAGGUUGGAUGAGUUCUCCCUGGUUCAGAAGGGCCAGAACUGUGAAAAUUCAGUCAAAAAUGUUGUACUUGCCUCAAGGUGUUUGUACAGAAUCCUUCAUUAGGGAACAGAUUACUGAGCCUUAAUUUCAACCUUGUCCACCAGUGAAAAUAGAACAGGUUUGUAUCAGAUUUUCCUUUUACAUCCAACCCAAUUUUACACUGAGUUUCAAAGCAGUGUAAAAUUAAAUGAGAUCUAAACCUAUUGUCUGAUUCAAACCUGCCUCAUUCUCAUUGAGUGGGUUAGAUUAAAAUUUAGGUUACUAUGACACCACAAAAUUAAAGCAGUAAAUCCCAAGCAGAGGCUGGCCCGACAUCUGAUGAAAAUACCUGAGUCAAGCGGCUUUGUUGCCACUUUUGGCAUUUCUCAAUCACUCACUGUUUCAUUAAUUACGGUACCAGAUACAUACUUUGUCAUUCAUUUUUUGAUGUUAUACUUUUUUUUCCUUUAUGUGACUCCCAAGGAAAGAAAAGCUUAUAGAGCCUCUUACUUUUCUCGAAUUACUCUUACACCAAACUGAACAAGGUGAUGGGUUCCAAGGAUUCUACUGUUUGGCGUUGAAUCAGAAAUGUUCUGUUUGCAGGAAUGAGCAAUAACUUCAUGUUGAGGUGAAACUAACUCCUUUAUUCAGUUUGUAUACUUUUGUUUGAAAUUAUUUGCUAAUAAAAUGUUACUUUAAACAAUG
Messenger RNA from Pristis pectinata (smalltooth sawfish), 3121 nucleotides. RefSeq names its product low choriolytic enzyme-like. Gene Ontology annotation, molecular function: metalloendopeptidase activity; zinc ion binding. The coding region runs from base 222 to 1664 and encodes 480 amino acids. Gene Ontology annotation, biological process: proteolysis. Lineage: Eukaryota; Metazoa; Chordata; Chondrichthyes; Rhinopristiformes; Pristidae. The transcript has 15 exons. The record is from RefSeq and is a predicted model, not a curated record.